This is a messenger RNA of Lepisosteus oculatus (spotted gar), 621 nucleotides long. RefSeq names its product DnaJ (Hsp40) homolog, subfamily C, member 24 (gene dnajc24). Gene Ontology annotation, molecular function: ATPase activator activity; ferrous iron binding. Gene Ontology annotation, biological process: positive regulation of ATP-dependent activity. NCBI's taxonomy places the organism in Eukaryota, Metazoa, Chordata, Actinopteri, Semionotiformes, Lepisosteidae. The record is from RefSeq and is a predicted model, not a curated record.
GGAAGUUAAAAACGGAAGCAAACAUUUCAUGUGGUCUGGGACGGGAAUGUGUUUACUGACAGAGGAUGUGCUAAACAUGACAGAUUUGUAUUUUGACCGAUAUGACAGAUGAAAGUGCUCUGCAGAAAGACUGGUAUGCAGUACUUGAAGCCAGUCCAUCAGAUAGCUUGCAAGAGCUGAAACAGAAGUACCAGAAACUGGCACUCUUGUAUCACCCAGAUAAACAGAGUCCAGAUGUGCCACCAGGAGAGGUGGAGCAGUGUGUUCAGAGGUUCAUCGAAGUUGACCAGGCAUGGAAGAUUCUUGGCAAUGAGGAGACAAAGAAAAACUAUGACCUACAGCGGCAUGCUGCUGAACUGAAGCAGGGAUGGCCCAUUGAUGCUUAUGUGCGUCUUGAAGAUAUGACGUGGCAGGAUGAUGAGCAAGCCUAUCUAUAUGGAUGCCGCUGUGGAGGAGAAUACAUGAUGUCGAAAGAAGAGGCUGAAGAAAAUGUGUCAGUGAUCUGUUGCGAUACCUGUUCCCUGAGUAUAGAGGUCAAGGAAUUUUGACAACUGACUGAUGAAAAAUGUUCCAUUAUUAUAAAUUUGAAAGAUGUAAUAAAACAAACAUGUUUAGAAAUUA